AUGCCAAUCCCCACGCGUUCGGUUCCAACACGCGAUCCCCGCAAGCAGCCGGCCACCGUCCGACGCACAGUCGCGAACCUGAAGCCUUCCUCCGCUGCCGCACAACUGACGGAGGAAACCGCAUCAAAAUCCACUCCUUCCACCCCUUCCACUCUGCCGACUCGUCGCCAAAGCCUCGUCCGACCGAGUCAAUUAAGGGUUCCGUCAUCUGUCAAACCUGGCGGGAUUCCUACCAGUGCAAGGACGCUUGGUCGAGGGCCAACAUCCACAGUCAAGCAGGAUGACAUCGUCAAGCGGCAACCCGGACGGCCACCGUCGCCGAAGAAGACGGACAUGCCUCCUCCCCCUCGGCCGACUCGGUCAUCCUCUCUAAGGCAGCCGCCGACUCUGAGCGCGGGAACUGCUGUGGCAACUAGAGGACAUACACGACACCGGAGCCAGGUUGUUGCGCCGAGCACGCCCAUGACUCCUCAAACUCCGUCUGCGACAGCUACACCAAAGCAAAGAACUCACUUUAAUACUUAUCAGCAGCACCUCAGUCCGAAGAAGACAGCAAAACCGCCCACGCCAACUCCCUCGACUCCUGCGGUACCCGACGCGGCUUCGUCAUUGAUCCCUUCGUCCUGGCCGGAGAUUGCGGCGUUACAGACUGAGCUUCUGCAACUGAGCCUGCUACACAAAUCUACAUGGCAGCAGAGCAUACAAUGUGAAACUGAUGCCGAGGCUCAACUACGCGGUAAAUACGACUCAGUCGCGAAAGAUUACAGAGUAAUCCUGGACAAGGAGAAAGAGUCACAAAGGAGAUUCAAUGGGCAGGCGUUGUUUUACUGGCUGAAAAAUUCGCGCGAACAUAAUGGACAGCAAGGAUUUGCGGAACAAUUGCAGGUUCUAUCACAAGUGGCCCAGGAAGUGUAUGAUAUUGCGGACGACGGCAGAGGUCGUUAUACAGUGGCCAUUCUAGAGUUUGAGGACUGGCUUCACAACGUCGACGGAAUCAAGAAGACUCAACUCCCACACGUAGGGGCCAAUGAAUCUAUGAUAUUCAUUGACCCUAUUGAGUGCAACUGGAAGGAAGAUAUCAAUGCUUUGGUGAUGAGGCUCGAGUUGGCAUCGAGGCAGCUCCAGAGCCUUGAUAUACUCGGCUACGGGGAAGUGGAGCAUCUUGAGAGCUCUGCCUUGCUUCGAAUAGCCAAAAACCUUGAUGAGCUACUCACUUUGAUGGUCGAGGAGUUGAGCUCCAUUCGCAGAAUCGAGGCAAACAUCGUGCAAUCCGAGACAAGACGGGUUAGUCAGCUGGCCCAGCAUUUGAUCGAGACGCAACCACGCGAGAAUCCUACGAGUGCAGUCCCAAGAACUGGUGUCUGGAGAUGA
Aspergillus calidoustus is the source of this 1371-nucleotide messenger RNA. NCBI's taxonomy places the organism in Eukaryota, Fungi, Ascomycota, Eurotiomycetes, Eurotiales, Aspergillaceae. The record is from the annotation of a GenBank genome assembly.